UUCCUCCGGUUUCUUUAUUACGAUCGAGGGUUUCCUUGCGACGGCGCAGUCCCUUCUCCGCAACGAUCUCCUGUGUCGGAAGCGAAGAAGAAGGAGAGAACAGAGGCAGAAAGAUGGCUGAUGGCGAAAACAAUGGGAGCAACAAGGUGAAACUCUUAUCGCGGCUGGCGCAAUGGACGGUCGAGAACCUCUCCUUCAACGACAGUCGCCGCUCGGACGCUUUCAAGAUCGGAAUCUGGAAGUGGUGUUUGAUCGUCGAUAAUGAGGAUACUAAAUUCUCCAUCCGGCUCGUUCCCGAUCCCAAUUGCAUCACCGAGGAUAAACAACCCAUCGCCAAGAUCAUGAUCCAUCUCGACUGCACUGGUUCUAUUGAUAGUCACUAUGUCUCCCCUGUUUAUGAGAAGUUGUUCAAGACUGAAAAAGAGUGUAUUUGGCAUGUGGAACCUGUUUCUCGUUCGAGUGUUAGAAUUGAAGUCAAAUUUCUGAAUUUAAAGAUAUCUAACUCGAAUGAUAUUACAAGCCCUUUAAUAUGGUCGGAUGAUAGCUUGCCUUGGGAUUAUACCAGCAAAAUCACCUUAUGUUCCAUCUCUCGUAUGUUUCAAGAGAGCAUUCAUACUGAUGUUACAAUCGAAACUUUGGAUGGUUCCUUGAAAGCUCACAAAGCCGUGCUUGCUUCAAGUUCGCCGGUGUUCAAGCAGAUCUUUUUGGACGAUCUCGAGGAGAAACAAUCGUCCACAAUAAAAAUAGAGGAUAUGUCAACUGAUGCAUGCUCGGCUCUUCUGGAAUACAUGUACGGGACUAUUAAACAAGACAAUUUCUUGAAGCAUCGCCUUCCGUUGCUGGCCGCUGCAGACAAGUACAAUUUGCAAGACCUUAGAAAGUGCUGCGAGGAAAUGCUUAUGGAAGAUAUUGAUUCGAGUAACGUCUUUGAGAGGCUUCAAGAGGCAUGGAAGUACAAGCUUAACGACUUGGUGGAGGACUGCUUCAUAUACUUGUUUGAUUUCGGGAAGGUGCAUGAUUUGAGAGAAGAGCUAGAUGAUUUCUUUCUCCAUGCCGAUCGAGAACUAUUGCUGGAAUUCUUUAAAGAAUCUGCUGCUGCUACUUGAAGUGUUGAUUGCAGUUGUGGCAGUGUUAAUUGCGAACAGACUAAGAUUUGCUAUUUGCUUACAGACUUGUAUAUAAGAAGAGGUUUGGUCUUUGAACAAAGUAUUUUUUUUUCA
Zingiber officinale is the source of this 1220-nucleotide messenger RNA. Its product is annotated as BTB/POZ domain-containing protein At1g21780-like. Gene Ontology annotation, molecular function: protein binding. The transcript has 4 exons. The record is from RefSeq and is a predicted model, not a curated record. NCBI's taxonomy places the organism in Eukaryota, Viridiplantae, Streptophyta, Magnoliopsida, Zingiberales, Zingiberaceae. The coding region runs from base 114 to 1106 and encodes 330 amino acids.